Molecule: messenger RNA, 627 nt
Organism: Vairimorpha ceranae
Lineage: Eukaryota; Fungi; Microsporidia; Nosematidae
Product: adp-ribosylation factor
Exons: 1
Coding region: 1-627 (208 amino acids)
Cellular component (GO): cytoplasm
Molecular function (GO): GTP binding; GTPase activity
Source: RefSeq, a predicted model, not a curated record
AUGGGUAAUGUUGUGGCAAUAAUUCAGCAGAAGUUCGUAAACAAACUUAAAAAGUUAUUUUCUACAGGUAGAAGACACUCUAUAACAAUGAUUGGAUUAGAUGCAGCUGGUAAGACAACACUUCUUUACUUUAUGAAAACAGGGAGUGUACAACAUACAGUGCCAACAAUAGGAUUUAAUUGUGAACAGUUAGAAAUUGGAGAUUUAAAAUUUCAAGUUUGGGACAUUGGUGGUCAAGAAGUUUUCAUCAAAUUUUGGCAUAAUUAUAUUAAAACAAGUAGUGCUAUUGUGUAUCUGGUAGACAUUGCAGAUAAACAAAGAUUUGCACAGGCUUCUAAUGCACUGUGGACCGUUCUUAAGGAAGUGCCAACACAUAAGCCUCUUCUUAUUCUAGCUAAUAAAGAUGAUUUAAUGCCAAAUGAGGUGGAAAAAGAGAAAAGUUUAAAUCAAUUAACUGAAGAAAUGGGACUUGAUAAAUAUAAUGGUCCAAAAAAUAUAGUACCGUGCAGUGUAAUAGAAGCUUCCUCCUCUGUAUCUCCAGAAAGCAGCAAACAUAAUAGUAAAAUUAUUAUUGACGCAUUUAAAUGGUUGAGUGGUGAACUUAAAAAGAUGCCACAUGAAAAUUAA